AUGGCAUGGGUUCGUGAAGUAUGUAAAAGAAUUGGAAUGGUGUUAAUGAUUGGGGGUUCGAGUGACGGGGAUAGAGGACGUAGGACACCGUAUGUGAUUGUUCGUUGUGAGCGUGGGGGCCAUUAUGUUGGCAAGAAGGUACCAGGUGAAGAUGAUCAAAGACCGGGAAAAAGGAGCACCGGUUCAAAGAAUUGCAAUUGUCCGUUUAAAUUGAAGGGGACAAGAGAACACAAGGAUGAUGAAAAGGCUGAGUGGAAAUUGGAUGUUAGUUGUGGUAUUCACAACCACAACUUAUUCGAAAACUUGCACGGACACUCUUAUGCCGGAAGAUUAUCAAAGGAGGAUGUUUCCUUUGUUCACACUAUGAAGAAAGCAAUGGUGAAACCAAGGGCAAUUCUAAGAGCAUUGAAGCAAAAGGACCCGUCUAAUGUAACUGGUAUGAAGACAGUUUACAAAUCCAUAUAA
This is a messenger RNA of Erythranthe guttata (spotted monkey flower), 465 nucleotides long. Lineage: Eukaryota; Viridiplantae; Streptophyta; Magnoliopsida; Lamiales; Phrymaceae. The record is from RefSeq and is a predicted model, not a curated record.